AUGGAAGAUGAAUUUGGAGAUAAAGUUGUAGCACCUGCAGAACCAAGAACUGCUGUUAUGAGAGGAGCCGUUUUGUUUGGUCAGAGUCCAGCUGAUAUAAAAACAAGAGUUUCAAAGUAUACCUAUGGUAUCGCAACAAUGAAAUGUUUCGAACCAGGAUUACAUUCAGAAAAGAAGCGUAUCGUGAUUGAUGGGCGUGCGUAUUGCGAUGAUAUCUUUGAAAAGCAUGUCACUAUUGGACAAGAGAUAACUGUCGGACAAAGCAUGAAAGAGAUUACCUAUUACCCAACUAUAGAUGACCAUGCACACGCUGUUCUGCAUGUGUUCGCAAGUUCAAAAGAAAACCCCGAGUACGUGACGGAUGGAGACUGUCGGCAUGUUGGCCUCGUGCUUGUGGAGAUGGACACAGGCGGUAACAGGAACUUUGAAAUCAAAGUUAAGCUGAUAUUUGGUGGAACCGAGAUACAAGUGGAAGUCCGCGAUGGACAUGGAAUCUUGAUGAAGGAAGUGAAGAUGACUUUUUUAGUUUAG
Molecule: messenger RNA, 531 nt
Organism: Mya arenaria
Lineage: Eukaryota; Metazoa; Mollusca; Bivalvia; Myida; Myidae
Product: heat shock 70 kDa protein 12B-like
Exons: 1
Coding region: 1-531 (176 amino acids)
Source: RefSeq, a predicted model, not a curated record